Molecule: messenger RNA, 1173 nt
Organism: Penicillium mononematosum
Lineage: Eukaryota; Fungi; Ascomycota; Eurotiomycetes; Eurotiales; Aspergillaceae
Exons: 7
Coding region: 1-1173 (390 amino acids)
Source: RefSeq, a predicted model, not a curated record
AUGUUUGCAGUACUGACUAAAACGAAAGGGGAGUUUCUUUAUGAAUGGGACUACCCAGGUGGCGCGUUAACUCCUGCGACAGCAGGUCAAGAUUCAAGAAGCGUCGCGCCGCGCCAGCGAAGCACCUCCGGGUCCUCAUUCCCCAAAUCCGAAGAUGCAUACGAACAUCACGUCCCAUUUUACGGCCAAUCAUAUACCGAUGAUCGAAUUGAUUUCAAUCACCGAUCUCCGCCCACUGGAUACCAGCAGCUCACCAAUCAUCGUAUGGAUGAUGGCAUAUACCCAGGUGCGGGAACAGCAACAAGUGACGAGGCAAGCAGUCCGCCUGAAUGGAGCCCAGGAAUGCAGUACGAGGUAGCCAGAGAAACAACCGGUCGCAGAACAGGAUGCGCAAGCAUUUCCGACCGCAGCGAAGCAACCACCUCGUCGAGAAGUGAUGUGUCUAUUCCACGAGUCCACGUCAACGAUUUGCAGGGGUUGAGUCUUGGGGAUCAUCCGGCCUCACAUAUGGUGCUGCCGUAUGGGGCCAGCAGUCACAGUCACCGCAAUGACCCCAUUCUGGGAGAUGUCCAACGAAAGUACGAUAGGGAGGUGUCAUCGGAACCAGCAUACGUGAUCCCCGGGAGUAACGGCGAACGUGAGAUGCUGGAUCCACGCUACAAGAGGCAGAGCGAUCCUCGAAGGUUUUUCCGAGUCGGCAGGGUCUUUUCGAUGCUAUGGCACGAGAACGCAGGCUGGCAUGGAACUGUACGCAGCGAGAAAGUUUCUCCUUCAUCAAGCCCUUUCACCAGGGGCAAGUAUCAAGAGCCCAUAUACAGUAGCAUCCGACGCAUGGUAGUCGUCAAGGAACAGAGAGGCUGCUGCUGGUGUGUACCCAUCACUACUUAUAGUGGGCAAGGCGUGGCCAAAGCCGGGAUCGACCGUAGCAAGCAUGCCGUCAUUCAUAUGCGAGGUGAUAGACCUCGAGCUGUGCGGUCCGAGCCCCGGAUGGCCAAAGAACCCCUGGAGGUUGAUCCCGCCAGGCCUGAUCAGAAGCUGGAUUGCAUGUCCCGAGUGAACUUCGGCAAGGUUUAUACCGUCGAGCACAAUGUCAAGGUCCUCCCCGUGGGCAAGAUCACAGAAGCCUCUAGGGCGAGAUUCCUGGAAUACGCUCAGGGUGAGUUUGCCGGAUAG